GAAGGACAAGCCCACACACAAGCUCCUCUCCCUCUGCCGUCUCCCUUGCUGCAAGGAGCUCAAAGCCGUGUGAGUGUGAUGCUGACGUGUGCCUGCACUCGUUUCCCUGCAGUGAAGGAAGAGAAAGGGGGAGAGACAGCAAUCCUAUCAGAUCCUGCAGUUUUUGUUCUUGCAUCAGCUUGCCAUGGACAGAGGAGCAGGUGCUCCCAUGGAUGCAGGCCAGGAUUUGUGGGACUGGGAGGUCCUGCCUGACCGCAGGAGCUUCUCUAUGGGACAUGGCAGCAUGCAUCCUAAUGAUCAAGAAACAGAGGAACAUGUUCUGCCUCCAUCAGGAGAUGCUGCUGUGGCCGACGAGCCUGACGUCGAGUGCAAGGACAUCGGCGUCGUGCUGGAUGAGACCAAGCCUGUGCCUAGUGUCGCCGAUCUGGUGGUCUCUGACAAGGACAAGGACAAAGACGAGGAAGAGAAGGCGUUCGAGAGCUCUGACGCCAAGGAGGCCGACGACGACAAAUUUGCCGAGGAGGAAGAGGAUGUCAAGAAGGGGAACAAAAAGGCGCGGCUGGAGUGCGUGGUGUUCAGCGUGGGGAAGCUGAAGGUGAACGGGAUCGGCGCGCUGUGCUCGUUCGGGUUCGCCGCCGCCACCGUCUGCAUCUUCCUGAUCGGCGGCAGGCUGCAGCACCACCACAGGCAGCAGCAGCAGCAGAAGAUCCAGCUGCAGUUCUAUGGCGAUGAUAAGAGAAUCCAGCAGGUUGUGCAGCAGACCUCAAGGCUGAACCAGGCCAUGUCAUCCGUGAUGGGGGCGGGAGGAGCAUCGACAAGGGCCAACAUAUCAUUUGGUGGCUUCUACGAUGGGUUGUGAUCUCAUCAGAGUGGAGUAUCAUCGUCAAGCACAAGUUGCCAUGGUAGCAGGUAGCAACUUAUUAGAUAUGCUACUGCGGUACGGCCAAGUGGUCUGAAACUCUGAAUGUACACUACCACGUACCCUGCACAUAGUUUGUACUGGUUGUAAAUAAUUGGGUUCUUAGACCUUGGUUUUUAUUACAUACAGAUAAGGAUGGAUUAUUGCUAGGGUUGUUCAAGCUGAUAGAUAAGAAAAAGAUUAUUUGACUUUUGCCGAAAUAGGAAAUGCUUAAUGGAGAAGUUACUAACUGAACAUGAAUAAUUCCUCCU
Panicum virgatum (switchgrass) is the source of this 1170-nucleotide messenger RNA. RefSeq lists its product as uncharacterized. The record is from RefSeq and is a predicted model, not a curated record. Bases 185 to 859 code for a protein of 224 amino acids. Lineage: Eukaryota; Viridiplantae; Streptophyta; Magnoliopsida; Poales; Poaceae. The transcript has 4 exons.